AUGGGAGACAUUGAUCUGACAGAGAUUCCCAUUUCCCGAGACAUGAUAUGUUAUUUUCGAAUGAGAUUUAUUCUGAUUCAAGCAGCCACUGCUCUCACUGCAUUUGCCGUUCUCACAAUCUGUAAGAUAUCUAUGGAUAUACAGACAGGGCUCAUUAUAUAUAUUUAUAUUGCGGUACACGAACAUACGGCUGAUACCCAAAGGUUUCAAAGUGCUGAAAAUCUCUGA
Messenger RNA from Nezara viridula (southern green stink bug), 228 nucleotides. NCBI's taxonomy places the organism in Eukaryota, Metazoa, Arthropoda, Insecta, Hemiptera, Pentatomidae. The record is from the annotation of a GenBank genome assembly.